Budorcas taxicolor (takin) is the source of this 2315-nucleotide messenger RNA. RefSeq names its product nuclear receptor subfamily 2 group C member 1 (gene NR2C1). The record is from RefSeq and is a predicted model, not a curated record. The transcript is spliced from 14 exons. NCBI's taxonomy places the organism in Eukaryota, Metazoa, Chordata, Mammalia, Artiodactyla, Bovidae. Gene Ontology annotation, biological process: cell differentiation; anatomical structure development; negative regulation of transcription by RNA polymerase II. Gene Ontology annotation, molecular function: nuclear receptor activity; RNA polymerase II cis-regulatory region sequence-specific DNA binding; zinc ion binding. The coding region runs from base 213 to 2039 and encodes 608 amino acids.
AACUCUGACCCCCCCCCCCGCCCCGAAAUACACAAACCCAGAAAGCUCCGUCUCCACUUUUUUAACCCUCCCCGCUUCAGCUUUUUCCAGUCUGUUUGCCUGGAGGCCCCCUACCCCAUCCCGUCCCAGCAGCCGCCGCACAGGACUGGCCGGUUUACGCCCAGCGUAGGACGCCGCUCGGCAGAGAAGCGCCGGACACUGGUAAUCAAAUCAUGGCAUCCAUAGAAGAAAUUGCACAUCAAAUUAUCGAACAACAAAUGGGAGAGAUUGUUACAGAGCAGCCUACUGGCCAGAAAAUCCAGAUUGUGACAGCACUUGAUCAUAAUACCCAAAGCAAACAGUUCAUUCUGACAAAUCACGAUGGCUCUACUCCAAACAAAGUCAUUCUGGCCAGGCAAGACUCUACUCCAGGAAAAGUUUUCUUCACGACCCCAGAUGCAGCAGGUGUCAACCAGUUAUUUUUUACAACUCCUGAUUUGUCUACACAACAGCUCCAGUUCUUAACAGAUAAUUCUUCCUCAGAACAAGGACCAAAUAAGGUUUUUGAUCUUUGCGUAGUAUGUGGAGACAAAGCAUCAGGGCGUCAUUAUGGAGCAGUAACUUGUGAAGGCUGCAAAGGAUUUUUUAAAAGAAGUAUCCGAAAAAAUUUAGUUUAUUCAUGUCGAGGAUCAAAGGACUGUAUUAUUAAUAAACACCAUCGAAAUCGCUGUCAAUACUGCAGGUUACAAAGAUGUAUUGCGUUUGGAAUGAAACAAGACUCUGUUCAGUGUGAAAGAAAACCCAUUGAAGUAUCCAGAGAAAAAUCUUCCAACUGUGCUGCUUCAACAGAAAAAAUCUACAUUCGAAAAGACCUUCGAAGCCCGUUAGCCGCAACUCCAACUUUUGUAACAGAUAGUGAAACUGCAAGGUCAGCAGGACUUUUAGAUUCAGGAAUGUUUGUGAAUAUUCAUCAAUCUGGAAUAAAAACUGAGUCAACUAUGCUGAUGACACCAGAUAAGGCUGUAUCAUGUCAGGGAGAUUUAAGUACAUUGGCCAGUGUGGUUACAUCAUUAGCAAACCUUGGAAAAACUAAAGAUCCUGCUCCAAAUAGUAAUGAAGUGUCUAUGAUUGAAAGCUUAAGCAAUGGUGAUACUUCUUAUACCUCUUUGUGUGAAUUUCAUCAAGAAAUGCAGACUAACGGUGAUGUUUCAAGGGCAUUUGACACUCUUGCAAAAGCUUUGAAUCCUGGAGAAAGCACAGCCUGUCAGAGCUCAGGAGAGGGCAUGGAAGGAAACGUACACCUAAUUGCUGGAGACUCAAGCAUAAAUUACAUCGAAAAAGAGGGGCCACUUCUCAGCGAUUCACAUGUAGCUUUCAGGCUCACCAUGCCGUCUCCUAUGCCCGAGUACCUGAAUGUGCACUACAUUGGGGAGUCUGCCUCCAGGCUGCUGUUCUUAUCAAUGCACUGGGCACUUUCAAUUCCUUCCUUCCAGGCUCUAGGGCAAGAAAACAGCAUAUCAUUGGUGAAAGCUUAUUGGAAUGAACUUUUUACUCUUGGUCUUGCCCAGUGCUGGCAAGUGAUGAAUGUCGCAACUAUAUUAGCAACAUUUGUCAACUGUCUUCACAGUAGCCUUCAACAAGAUAAAAUACCAGCAGAAAGAAGAAAAUUAUUGAUGGAACACAUCUUCAAACUACAGGAGUUUUGUAACAGCAUGGUAAAACUCUGCAUUGAUGGAUAUGAAUAUGCCUACCUGAAGGCAAUAGUACUCUUCAGUCCAGAUCAUCCAGGCCUAGAAAACAUGGAACAGAUUGAGAAAUUUCAGGAAAAGGCUUAUGUUGAAUUCCAAGAUUAUAUAACCAAAACAUAUCCAGAUGACACCUACAGGUUGUCUAGACUACUACUUCGAUUGCCAGCUUUGAGAUUGAUGAAUGCUACCAUCACCGAAGAACUGUUUUUCAAAGGUCUCAUCGGCAAUGUUCGAAUUGACAGUGUCAUCCCACAUAUUUUAAAAAUGGAACCUGCAGAUUAUAACUCACAAAUAAUUGGUCACAGCAUUUGAAGGCUGAGAUCUCAGUUUAAAGUGAUUGUUCUUUCCCAGAACACAAGAGGACACCAAAUCGAACUCACUGAUUCCAGGGCAUCUGGAAAUUUUUACUUUAAAAGAGAAACCAAAAACCAAGAUAUUUUGAUUUUACUUCCUUAAGAAGAACGUUUGAAGUGACUGAGCAGGUAGCAGGAAGUAGAAUUUCCUUUCCUGUCUUAUUUAAGUGAAUAAAAAAUACUAUCAAUUAAUUCUUGGUUAAGAUGACACCUAAAGCUGCCACCUCUUGACUAA